This is a messenger RNA of Triticum dicoccoides, 2663 nucleotides long. RefSeq lists its product as uncharacterized. Gene Ontology annotation, molecular function: double-stranded DNA binding. The coding region runs from base 16 to 1350 and encodes 444 amino acids. Lineage: Eukaryota; Viridiplantae; Streptophyta; Magnoliopsida; Poales; Poaceae. Gene Ontology annotation, biological process: regulation of DNA-templated transcription. The record is from RefSeq and is a predicted model, not a curated record. The transcript is spliced from 6 exons.
GAUAGAAAUGGCAGCAUGAGACUGACGGUCGGGACCCACUUGGGGUGGCUGGGUGGACUGGAGACAGGAAUCAUCGUCCACUCGUUGUUCCCCGCCACCAACCAGAAGCAGAAGCAGAAGCAGAGCAGCCAUCCGCUUUCCCCGCCGCCGCCGCCGCUGCCCCCGCCAAUCUCCUUCUCCGCGGGCGGCGCCGCCAUGCUCCGGCUCAGGUGCUGCCUCCUCACCCAGAUCCUCUCGUCUCCCUCCGCCUCCCCCAUCUCCCACCUGAGCCGCCUCAUCUCCGCCGCCGCGCCCGCCGUCUCCCAGAACCCUAACUUCGCCGUGGAGGACUACCUCGUCGUCACAUGCGGCCUCACCCCAGCGCAGGCCCGCAAGGCCUCCCCCAGGAUCUCCCACCUCAAAUCCCCCACCAAUCCCGACGCCGUCCUCGCCUUCCUCGCCGGCCUCGGCCUCUCCGCCGCCGACAUCGCCGCCCUCGUCGCCAAGGACCCGCUGUUCCUCUGUGCCAAAGUGGAGAAAACCCUAUCCCCCGUCGUCGCUGGGCUCACCGGCCUCGGCCUCUCGCGGUCUCAAAUCGCGCGCCUCGUCUCUCUCCCCGGUGUCACUUUCCGCUGUAAAUCCAUCAUCGCCGGGCUGCACUACUGCUUGCCCCUCUUCGGCUCCUCCGACAACCUCCUCCGAGCCCUCAAGGGUGGCUCCGUUCUCGGGUCCGACCUCGAGCGGGUGGUCAAGCCCAAUGUCACCUUCCUGCGCGAGUGCGGGCUAGGUGCUUGUGAUAUUGCCAGGCUCUGCAUACCUACGCCAUCGCUGCUCAGCAUCAGCCCGGAACGCAUCCGGACAGCAGUGGCGUGCGUCGAAGGUCUUCUUGGUGUACCCCGUGGAUCUCCGAUGUUCAAGCAUGCGUUACAAGCUGUUGCAUUCCUCAGCGAGGAGAAAAUCACCACCAAAGUGGAGCACUUGAAGAAAACCUUCAAGUGGUCGGAUGCUGAGGUGGGCAUUGCUGUUUCUAAGGCUCCAACAGUGCUACAUAGGACUAAGGAAUCGCUGCAGCGCAGGUCUGAGUUCCUCAUCUCCGAGGUGGGGUUGGAACCGGCAUAUAUUGCUUGUCGUCCGGUAAUACUCAUGUACAGCUUGGAGGGCCGGCUCAGACCCCGAUACUACGUCAUCAGAUUUCUCAAGGAAAAUGGAUUGCUAGAUCACGACCGGGACUACUAUGCUGCAGUCAUGAUCAGCGAGAAGGUAUUCGUCGAGAAGUUCAUAUGCCCUCAUAAGGAUGCUGCACCGCAUCUCGCUGAAGAUUAUGCAACAGCUUGCAGAGCGGAGGUUCCAGCUAGAUUCAGUUUUACAUGAACCAAGACUAAUAAGAAAAUUGAGAAGCAAACCGAUGCUUGUAUGGUAUGGUGCCGAAAAGCAGAGGGCAAAGGAGAUGGUCGAUGCUAAUACCUGCGAAGAGAUGUGAUUUAAAGAUCAACUGUGUGUCCCUUCUCUGGUACUUGUUGAAAUUGUAGACAAGAUUAAUGAAAUCUAGGCGAGGGGAACGGGUCGAAUGAUGAAGUGACUUACCACCAGGUGAAGAUGUGCUGAAACCGGAUGUAGAUGGUGCUUUUUUUCUUCUUCCAGGAAACGAGACGAAACAUGGCGGCAAUGGCUUGGCUGUACUAUACAUUAUUCUGAAGGUUCUGUUAGUUUUUGACACCCUGAAGCUUCAGCAACAAAGACGGAAAGACCACCGCGGACGUGAGGAUGACCAGGAGAGCGGCACCAACUGGAGGAUGAUGUAGUACUGCUUCUGUUUCCAGAUCAAACUCAACAAGGUUGUAUACCAACUGAACUUUUACACGAAGAGGAGAGCCUAAUGAUGAGAUAUUCAGGGGAUUGAACAGGACUAUAAAUCGAUGAGUCUAAAUAAACAGUGGCUGGGUUUGAACAUGGACAGAAAUCUCUUCCUAGUUGGGAAAGGAAGAUGGCGACUGUUGGUGUUGCUGGGACACUUUGGGGGAUCCAGAAGGCUAGAAAAUAUGGCAUGUUUCGAGCUGCGAUCCCAGCUCACUUGCCUCUCAUGUUUGCUACGUACUGGAUUGGCAAUCGCUGGAGCUUGGUACAAGCGAGGCGACGGAGGGAAAAAGGGAGGGACCGCAACAGGGCUUAAUUUUGCUUGCAGAAUGAACAAUUUUGCUUCCAGAAUUGCAGAAUAGGCUUAAUUGCAGAAUUCUGGAAGCAAGGCAAUUCAGGUUACUUUGAAUCUCGGAAUCUUCCUCCCUGACUUGCACCCAAGUGAACAAGCUAUCUAUAAAACAAAAAAGAGACCAUAAUGGUCAACGCGACAGUGGAUUCAAAAUGACACCGUCAAUUUGACGUGUCUACAUAAUAUGGGGUUGGACUUGUACGUAGUGCCAUGUACAGCAGGGAAUGAGUCAGUUCAACUGCAUAUUCAGAGAGAGAUAGAGAGCAGCUAGCACAAUAUGGUGAAGACUGCUACGGCCACAUCAAGCACCGUUUCCUACGCAUUUUGCGCAACUUGAGGAAAGAAAACUGUUACAAUCGUGUUUGUACUAUUUCACUCGAUGAGCGGGUUUAUAGAUCUUGAUUGCAUGAUGUGGGUGCGGUCAGAACAAUUUCAAUGUGGUUACAUCGCUUGUAAUCCUUGGUCGGAUCGGUACUCA